UAGUUUGUACCUGUUCAAAGCUUGCCGGUAAUUAUUUAUUCUCAACCAAGCAAAUCCCCCGCCUAUGAAACCUUCAAUCUUCCACGCAUUCCACCAUCUUCAACCUCACAAUCCACCACAAUGUCUCUUUUCUCUCUGCAAUUUCGAGGCAUGUUUAGAGCAAUGAACAAGAGAAAAGGUCGCCGGGGAUACGAACAGUUGAUCAGCGAAUCCACCAUCCUCGAUAAUCUACCGCCGGAGCCUAAGAUGAUCAGAUCCACAUCGUUGCCUGCAAAUUCCUCCGGCGAUUUUCCGGUGAAAGUAGAUCUCACAGACAAGCAAAUGAGAAAGGUGAGGAAAGUGCAUCCGCUCUACAGCUUAUUAGAGAAGAGGAGGAAGAAGAAGGCGACUGCUAAACCAGAGUUUUCAAGGUACUUGGAGUAUCUCAGGGAAGGAGGUAUUUGGGACGCUAAUUCAGCUAAGCCUGUCAUCUACUGAUUUAGUGAUUAUUUCAAUCAACUAUAAAACUUUUAGGAGUUCUUACAUUAAUCGAGUGUUUGUAUGCAUUGAUUGUAGAUACCAUUGCGUGUUCUUCAAGUAUUUUAUGUUCUUAUAUAGUAUCAAAUAAUCAAAAAUACUUAUAUAUACAUUUGAUUUUUUGUGUAUCA
Messenger RNA from Lactuca sativa (garden lettuce), 647 nucleotides. RefSeq lists its product as uncharacterized. The record is from RefSeq and is a predicted model, not a curated record. NCBI's taxonomy places the organism in Eukaryota, Viridiplantae, Streptophyta, Magnoliopsida, Asterales, Asteraceae.